This is a messenger RNA of Trametes versicolor FP-101664 SS1, 1497 nucleotides long. RefSeq lists its product as uncharacterized. The coding region runs from base 1 to 1497 and encodes 498 amino acids. The transcript is spliced from 2 exons. The record is from RefSeq and is a predicted model, not a curated record. NCBI's taxonomy places the organism in Eukaryota, Fungi, Basidiomycota, Agaricomycetes, Polyporales, Polyporaceae.
AUGGAGUCGCGUCCAACUCUGAACUACGAUAUCCUCCUCGAGGUCAUGAACUUCUCCUCGCGGCCCGACUGUUCGCGAUUCAUGCGCACUUGUCGCUUCUUUUAUACCCACGGGUGCGAAGCGUUGCUCUCGCACCCUAUCUUUCUCUACGGGGAGGACCAACUGAUCGAUCUUAUCAAUUUCUUGCGAAUCCAAGGCACCAAGCGUUUCAAAUACGUCCACUCACUCGACAUGAACAUCUGCAAUCUUACAGAGUCGACCGCGCUGCAGCUGGCCACCGCGCUGCCUUUGAUGACCAAGCUCGAAGAACUGCGUAUACCGUACAGCGAGAGCCUCAUACUGUCCCACCCCGGCCUUGCUGAGGCGAUCUCCUCUCUCACCUCCAUCCGGGUUCUAAGGUUGGGUUACAUGGGCGAACUUGCAAUCGAGAUGCUCCAGUCUCUUCGGUCCAGUCUUGUCAAAGUCUACCUCGAGCUCUACACCGACUUUGAUGACGAUGAAGUUCCUGAAGAAGACAGGAUACUAUACCAUUAUACCGCGCUCUUGGGACAGUCCGAGUCUACACUUCAAGAGUUAUGCAUCGGCAAAUGGUACACGGUCCCCGACACUCCCCCGUCACCUAUGCUAGUGUUCCCGAAAAUGCGCAAGCUCACCCUACCCAGCCCCAUCUUCCCGCGCAGGGCUACGUCCUACGCUAGCGCGUACCCACAUUUGACGCAUCUAUCCUUCUGGAGGCACUCGUUCGAUACGCGCUCAUCUCUGUCUCGCAUGGAGACUCUCCGUGCCCGAAACAUUCAGGAGCAAACCCAGUUGGGCUGCGCUUGGGAAUCGUUGCAGCACUUCGAAGGGAAUCUUCAUGAUCUCUAUCGACUCGGCCUGACUGGCCUUAUCGAUGACAUGCAUUUGACCAACCUGUGUUCAGACGAACGGCACAUGCUCGAUUCCGUGCUGUCCUAUGGCCGCCCCCGGAAGCUUGUCUUAUCCAACCCGUGGCCUUGGAAGCUCCAUGAUCCGGCCUCAGAUGUAUUUGCAGCAUUUCGUGGACCAGGCGGCUCGCGCCUUGAGGCGCUAGAGAUGAAGAGCAAGUUGGGAAAGGACGACUGUGAUCUCGAGGUCGGCAUAGCUUUGGAAGGACUGCUCUCCGCUCUUGCAGCGAAUGCGCCCUUGAGACGAUUGCGGCUUUCGAUAGGUACUGACGAUGUGGACCCGCGGCCGAGCGAUCUCAAACACCGCGACAUGAUGUCCCGCUACAGGGAUAUUGUAUGGCUCGAAGAAGAAGAAGAUAAUUAUCCCACGCGCCCCCUGCAAGACCUUCAGUCUUACCCCCUCAAUCUUGCGGAGCGAUCAACCAACGACUUCGACCUGGAAGACUAUAUUCGCCGAUUCGUUACUGCGGUGCCCACGCUGCAGAAAGUGGAAUUCACCUUAGGUGGCCCCCGGUGGCGAACUAGGACGGUAACCCUCACCGACGGCAAGUUCAAGUUGUAUGAGCGUUGA